Molecule: messenger RNA, 378 nt
Organism: Mesorhabditis spiculigera
Lineage: Eukaryota; Metazoa; Nematoda; Chromadorea; Rhabditida; Rhabditidae
Source: the annotation of a GenBank genome assembly
AUGGUCUUCCCCCACAACCUAUGCAGCCGACAGAUGAUUCGCGAAAAGACAUGCCCGAAAACUCUAACAGCCCAGAUUGAGUACAAGCCGCCGACGUUGGGGCUGGAGUAUGUGGUGCAAUGUGAUGCUGGUUUCACUGUUCCCGAGAUCCUGAACGGACAUGCGCGCAGCCCAACUACGAUCCCGUGCAUCCCGAGUCUCCACCAGUACGCUGGUCUCGGCAAAGACGAUUUGAUCAAGGGACGCUCGAUGUUCGCUGACGAAGACAUCCGCCCAUCAAAUCCAACGGCCGCGGAGCAGUGGAAAAGCUACAAGUGGUGCAUGCCGCAACAGCUGGGAAUGGAAGACUGCCUUCCACCACCACUCAAAAGCCACCAG